Molecule: messenger RNA, 1979 nt
Organism: Engraulis encrasicolus (European anchovy)
Lineage: Eukaryota; Metazoa; Chordata; Actinopteri; Clupeiformes; Engraulidae
Exons: 10
Coding region: 570-1979 (469 amino acids)
Source: RefSeq, a predicted model, not a curated record
ACGUAGGGAAAUCAAAUUUAAAUAUCAAAUAAUUCCGGCUUAAACAUGUACAUAAAUGUACUCUUUAUCAAACGGUAUUGUCAAAAAAAUAUAUAUUUUUUAUUUUUUAACAAAAUCCCGUGUUAAAAUCUGUUUUUCUUUUUUCAUUAUUUAAUGCCGGCCAGUUAAUUAUACGUCAGCUUGUACACCUAAAUUCGGCCAAUCAUAUGUCGGUCACCUGUCAACGGCCAACUGUCAAUCAUUUUUUUGGGUCAUAGCAUCUUGAUUCAUAUGUCGCAUCCUAAUAUACGCAACGGUUAAUAAUAGAAUCUUCGCAGAGUAGUGGUGACCGUUACAGGUGUUGUAGUUUAUUAUAGUUGGAGCAUAGUUAGAGCGAAUUUUUGAUAGUUAUUAGGAUAUAGUGUACAGUUGUGAGAGUGAGUGAUAUUGCUAGUGGUGAGAGAUUGUGUGCUGAGACUGUGUGUUGUGCUGAGACUGUGUGAUUGUGUUGUUUGUGGGUGUGAGCGUUUGAGAGAGUGUGUGUUGUGGUGUUAGCGGUAGUGUUAGCGUUAGUGUUAGCAUUAGUUAGUAUGAGUGCACCACGGAGAUGUUUGCUGGGCUGUCCGCCCAUGCAAACAACACUAUUCAACAUCCCGGCGAGUCCCGGAAUUCGUGCCUGCUGGUUCGAGUUCCUGCAUUUCGACGAGAGAGGGCUGACUAAGAGAGACCGGGUUUGCGCCAGACAUUUCACCGAGUCCUGUUUUAUCAACUACGGGCAGUACUCCGCUGGACUGGCGAAGGAGCUAAUCCUUGAGGACACGGCUGUGCCAUCAGUGUACACAGUUGGGACAUCUUCUUCUAAAAUACCAACCAGAGAUGUCGCCUGUCAGUACAGCCCGACUCAAAGGGACGUUUUCAUCCAGACCUCAAGGAGCUCCGUUUCAAAAACAACCAGUACCCGCAGUAAAGGUAUCUCGUGCCGUCCAGCUGGCCACUCAGUGGCUGUGGGCUGCUCAAUGGCUGACUUCCCUGACCUGCUGCUGACCUCAACACCAAUCAAAGGCAAAAGAAAAAGAGUGCAGUUGGAGGAGUUGCAGUUGGAGGAGCUGAGCACGGACUCCAUUGAGCCAACUGAUCCAAUGGAUUCCACCUAUCAGCCCAGCUUCACUGAAAUUUCACAGGACAAUGCGAGUGCUCCUCCACUGUAUGAAAGCAGGAAGUACAUGGUGUUUGAAGAGAACCUCUUGCAGCUGCUGAGGAACUGCCCAACCUGCAUGCGACCAUGCCAAAUUGACACCUUUGAAAUUGGCACUUUAUUAUCAGUCAAACAGACAUGCAGCAACUGUGUCAUAACCAACAAGUGGCAAAGCCAGCCUUUUAUUAGAGACAUGCCAGUGGGAAACCUCCAGUUGUCGGCUGCAGUCUGUUUUAAUGGGGCUUCAUUCCUUCAGAUUCACAAGGUACUGUCGUCACUACGAAUGGCAUCCAUCUGUCCCCGCACAUUCAACCACCAUCAAAGCCUCUUCCUGCAACCAACCAUUCUUUGGCAAUGGAGGGCAGAGCAGCAGCAGAUCAUUCAGCUGGCCAAACAAUGCCAUAAACCAAUCACUUUAGGAGGCGACAUGCGAGCUGAUUCUCCCGGACAUUGUGCUAAGUACGGCUCAUACACUACAAUGGUUCUCGAUUGCAACAAGGUUGUGGACAUUCAAUUGGUCCAGAGUAAUGAGGUCGGAAACAGCCAGAGAAUGGAGAGGGAGGGCUUUGAAAGAAGCCUUCAUUUUCUUGAGUCGGAGGGGUUGGACAUUGGAGCCAUAGUAACUGAUCGCCACCCAUCGAUUGGGAAGUUCAUGAGGGAACAAAGACCUUCCAUCAGGCACCUGUACGACACCUGGCACGUUGCUAAAGGUUUACAGAAAAGGAUUGAUGCCCUAGGGAAGAUGAAGGGAUGCAGGGACGUGGCCUGGUGGAGGAAAAGUUUUAGAAUGGCUGCAGCCAUGUAA